Brassica oleracea var. oleracea is the source of this 1098-nucleotide messenger RNA. RefSeq lists its product as uncharacterized. NCBI's taxonomy places the organism in Eukaryota, Viridiplantae, Streptophyta, Magnoliopsida, Brassicales, Brassicaceae. The transcript is spliced from 2 exons. The record is from RefSeq and is a predicted model, not a curated record. The coding region runs from base 379 to 957 and encodes 192 amino acids.
UUGUCUAAACUCUGUCUCUUACUUUUCCUUCUGGAUCCAGAAAACAAUCAGUAUCUGUCUCUGUCUCUGAGUAUUAUCCGAUCGUUCUGAGAAGAUUACGUUGAUCGUUGCCGCUUCUAUGCCAACUUGUAGAGAAAAUGGGAGAGUCUAAGGGAUAUGGGAAAGGAGGACGAGUGAUUCCAAACGCUAAGUCUGCAAAUUCUUACAACGUCUCUCUUCAGUUGUCUCCAGUUGUUUCCUUUUGGGAUUGUAUUGUUCGCACCAUGAGGUAUUCCUAUAUACCCGAGUGGGUGUAGUAGUAGUUCUUGACAUCCUUCUACUACAGUUAUUUUUAGUUCAGUUAUUUUUAGUUAAGAGUCAUAUAUAGAGCAAGCAAGUAUGGAUCAUGUUGUGUGCAAGCAAGUUCAACCACUAGCUAGGAAAGGGAAGAAGAAACAUAAUGGUAAAGAUGAAUUCGAUCGUGUCAAACAAGCUGAGAAGAAGAAGAGACGUCUUGAGAAAGCUCUUGCUACUUCUGCAGCCAUCCGGGCUGAGCUGGAAAAGAAGAAGCAGAAGAAACUUGAAGAGCAACAGAGGUUAGAUGAAGAAGGUGCUGCAAUAGCAGAGGCUGCUGCUCUGCACGUCCUACUGGGCGAAGAUUCUGACGAUGCUUUAAUGCUUGGAGAGGUAAACUGUAACAAGAUUGAUCUGUUUAGAGGUGAAAGAACAAACUAUGUUCCUCGCCAGAGUUGCGCAAGCUAUGCGGUUCAAGGAGGGAUUGGGUUUCAGACGAACGUUUAUGGACGUGGAGAUAGUAACUGGUCUGUGCCAUACAAUCCAUCCAUGAGGGGUGCUUGGGAGAGCAACAACGUGGGAAUAUCUGCAGAUUUGAUUGCUGCUCAGGCUGUCUCGUCUCUGCACAUAUCUGAGAACAAUGAUAGGAACGCUUUUGUCUUCAAUAGGAUGUUUCAGGGAUGAUAAUUUGGCAUCAUGAUGCCAAAUUCAGCUGCUAUUAUUACUUAAUUCGCAUGUUAUUUAUUCUGCUUUCUUUUCUUGUAGCACUGCAAAGUGCGUUCUGAGUUGUAUACAUCAAUACCCAAUGUCAUACCUCAUUUGUAA